AUGGAGAGAAUGACGAACGAACAUCUCGCAUACCUGACACAGAAAUAUGGCUACCAUUUCGUUUUCAGGGUCAGUCCCCAAAUGUACUACAUGAUACGCACUGUCGCCGAGGAAAUUGACUUUUGGGGACACAACCCCCGUGGAACCGAGGAGCGUAUCCGGACCCAGAGUAUUUGCUAUGAGGCAUUCGAGCACCAGCUUCGUCUGCAUGAUGUGGAAAAAAGGAUCUUGGUAAAUAUCACAAAUUGUUCUGCACGAGAUGCAAUGGUGUUCUGUACAUGUUUUCCGCCUCCCGUUUUUUUUUUUUUCUUUUUUUCAUCAAAGCUAACUAGUUUCUAG
Aspergillus chevalieri is the source of this 339-nucleotide messenger RNA. It is a transcript of the gene MAT1-2-4, whose product is annotated as putative mating locus protein. Lineage: Eukaryota; Fungi; Ascomycota; Eurotiomycetes; Eurotiales; Aspergillaceae. The record is from RefSeq and is a predicted model, not a curated record. The coding region runs from base 1 to 339 and encodes 112 amino acids. The transcript is spliced from 2 exons.